This is a messenger RNA of Scomber japonicus (chub mackerel), 3266 nucleotides long. RefSeq names its product PR domain containing 11 (gene prdm11). Gene Ontology annotation, molecular function: protein binding. Bases 73 to 3246 code for a protein of 1057 amino acids. The record is from RefSeq and is a predicted model, not a curated record. The transcript has 7 exons. Lineage: Eukaryota; Metazoa; Chordata; Actinopteri; Scombriformes; Scombridae.
GCCUCGCCGGGGACAGACCCGCGUGUCUGUGCUGCAGGAGAGCGUGAGGAUUGUUACCAACAUGGUUCCAACAUGAGCGAGAAGACAUCGGACCUCUGGUUCUGCGAGGAGUGCCAGGACUUUUUCCAGAAGGAGUGUCCGUCUCACGGUCCGCCGCUGUUCGUCCCCGACACUCCGGUGGACUCGCAGUCGGCCAACAGGGCGGCGCUGUCGGUCCCGUCGGGCCUGGAGCUGUUCAGCGAGGGGGACGAGGUGGACGUUCGCUGCCUGGACCCGGGCUUCCCCAGAGGGACGGUGUUCGGUCCGUAUGAGGGCGAGCUGGUCAACAAGGACAAGUCCUCGGGGUUCUUCUCCUGGAUCAUUGUCGAUCUGAACAACACGUAUCAAUCCAUCGACGGCAGCGAUGAGACCAAAGCCAACUGGAUGAAGUUUGUUCGGACGUCGUCGGAGGAGAGCGACAGGAACCUGACGGCGUUCCAACACGGGAAAAACAUUUACUUCCGAGCGUGUCGAGCGCUGACGGCCGGACAGAAGCUGAGAGUUUGGUACAGCGACAACUACAUCCAGCGGCUCCACUGCGUCUCUCAGGAGAGCAUCGACAGGAACCUGGACACCGAUCCGGUGAAGCUGGCGGUCCUGCCCGGCAUUCAGAAGGACUUUAAGUCUCCCUGCCUGCAGUCGGCUCUGCAGAGCAAACCCGGCGACGAGGCGGACGGCCAGCCUCCCGCCAAGAGGAAGAAGAUCGACCUCAUCUUCAAAGACGUCCUGGAGGCUUCUCUGGAGGACUGCAGCAAGUCCAGGUCCCAGUCCUCCUCUCACGCUGAGUGUAAAGCGGCGCCGGGGUCGGGGUUCAACUCGUCCGAGCGCUGCUUUAACGUUCCUAAGCUGAAGGUGGAGGAGAAGGAGGAGGAGAACCAGACCUGCGAGGAGCCCUCCACCUCCUUCUGCCCCAACUGUGUCAAACUGAAGCGGAGGAUCGUGGAGCUGGAGGAGGAGCUGUCCCGCCUCCGAGGAGAACAGGCGGUCCAGCCCCAACACGAGCAGGCCCCCCCCCACCCAGAGCAAGGCCCCAUCGAGGACUUUCAAGGGAUGGAGCCUUUGACUCCCACUCAGGUGGUUCUGGAUGAGGACGACCCGGACGUGGACUCGGCCGAUGAGUCGAUCGCUGCAGAUCUGGUGAUCUCUCCGGAGGACUCGUCCAAACUUUCGUCGGGAGGAAGUCGGCGGAUUCGUCGCUUCAAGCAGGAGUGGCUGAAAAAGUUCUGGUUCCUUCGUUACUCGCCGACCCUGAAUGAGAUGUGGUGCCACGUCUGCCGCCAGUACACCGUCCAAUCAUCUCGCACCUCAGCCUUCAUUAUUGGCUCCAAGCAGUUUAAGAUCCACACCAUCAAGCUGCACAGCCAGAGCAACCUCCACAAGAAGUGUCUGCAGCUGUACAAGCUGCGCAUGCAUCCAGAGAAGACCGAGGAAAUGUGCAAGAACAUGCUGCUGCUGUUCAACGCAGCGUACCACCUGGCCCUGGAGGGACGGCCUUUCUCAGACCUCCGUCCGCUGGCAGAGCUUUUAAAGAAGUGUGAACUCAAAGUGGUGGACCAGUAUAUGAACGAAGGAGACUGUCAGAUCCUCAUCCACCACAUCGCCCGGGCUUUAAAAGAAGACCUGGCCGAGAAGAUGCGUCUGUCUCCCUUCCUGAGCGUCAUCAUGGACGCGCAGAACGACGACCUUUUCUCAGACAUGGUGGCGGUCUACGUCCAGUUCAGUACCAAUGAGGGCUCCACCAACACAGAGUUCCUGUCUCUGCAGAGACUGAGCAUGGCCAGCGUGGACGGAUAUCUCCAGGCGAUGGAUCGGGCCUUCGGUGUCCUGGGGCUCAGGUUUCAGGACUUGCUGGUGGUGGGUUUGGGGGCAGACGGCACUAACAUCUCUUCAGGAAUGAGAGCGAACCUGUACAUAGCUGUGCAAAAGACUUUCCCCUGGAUCCUGUGCCUUCCCAUCAUGAUCCAUCGGCCUCACCUGGAGGUGCUCGAUGCCAUCAGCGGUAAGGAGCUCUCCUGUCUGGAGGAUCUGGAAAACAACCUCAAGCAGCUCCUCAGUUUCUACCGUUACUCCCCUCGCAUGAUGUCCGAGCUGCGAUCCACCGCUCCGACUCUGUCAGAGGAGACCGAGUUCCUGGGAGACAUCAGAGCCAUACGAUGGAUUAUUGGAGAACCAAAUGUCCUUAAUGCACUCAUCAAAGAUUACCUGGAGGUAGUGGCCCACCUGAAGGAGAUCAGCAGCCAGACACAGAGAGCUGAUGCUGCUGCCAUCGCUCUGACCCUCCUCCAGUUCCUCAUGGACUAUCAGUCUGUAAAGCUCAUCUAUUUCCUCCUGGACAUCAUCGCUGUUCUCUCUCGACUAGCCUUCACCUUCCAGGGAGAGUACCUGCUGGUGUCACAGGUGGAAGCCAAAGUAGAGGACGCCAUCCAGGAGAUCGGCCAGCUGGUGGACUGCCCCGGAGAGUAUCUUCAGGAGUUUGAGGAAAAUUUCCGUGAAAGUUUCAACGGCGUCGCUCUGAAGAAUCUUCGUGUCGCCGAAUCCAAGUUUCAGUCCAUCCGAGAAAAGAUCUGCAACCGGAGCCAAGGCAUCCUGUCCCAGAGGCUGGACCUGCAGAGCCGCUCGUUUGCCAAAGCCUGUAAGGUGCUGGACCUGUCCACCUGGCCCCACAACCGGGAGGACCUGAAGGCCUACGGAGAGGAGGAAAUCCAGAUGAUAUUCAACCAUCUGGAGUCGAUUCCCUCGGCGGUUCAGGAGGGUUCGCAAGCCCGGACAGAGGCCAGGGACAGUCUGGUGGGGGAGUGGAAGGACCUGAAAGCAGACUACUACAGCAUGAACGGGUUUAAAGAAGUCAUCAGUCACAUCUGCAGGUACAAGCAGCGGUUCCCUCUGCUCAGCCGGAUCGUGCAGGUGGUCCGAGUCCUGCCCAGCUCCACGGUCUGCUGCGAUAAGGGACGCGGGUCUCUGCACAAGAUGUGUAAGAACAACCGGUCCCGGCUGACUCUGGAGCAGAUGAACGACCUGCUGACGGUCGCCGUUAACGGACCGCCCAUCACAAACUUUGACGGGAAGCGAGCGCUGGACAGCUGGUUUGAGGAGAAGUCUGGAAGCAGUUACUCUCUUUCAGCCGAGGUGCUGAACAGGAUGUCAGCUGAUCACAAGUCCGUCCUGCACAGCGUUGAUGUCGACACCGAGUUUUACCCCGAUAUCUAACGCAGCGAGCGUCUGUCUGC